CACUCACUCCGUCCGGGUUUCUUUCCUGAUUCCUCGUCAACCACUGAUCUCACCAUCAUCCUCUCACCCUUCAACUUUCGACCCAGAAGCUCAACUCAGGAGAUCUUUCUACAAAUCAAAACGAUCGUCACUACUCUGUGAGCCGAUCAGCUAACGUCCACUGUGCUAAACGGAUCCUUCUGCACCCAUCAAUAGUGUGUGCCCGCCUCUCGAGGGGGCGCGGCAGUCGUUCCAUCCAUAGCAUUCUGUGACUAACAGCUUCACUUUUUCCUCUCUACUUCCUAUAGUCUUGUCUUGUACCCCCCUCUGCCUUAAUCUUAAUCGUCCACCGGGAAAGUCUGUGUGGAAUCCGGGGAAGGAAAAGCUUUUUUUCUUUUUUUCAUUACCUGAUCUUCGGAUUUUUUUUUUUUGUGCACCCCCCCUGGUCUUCUUCCUUUUCCACCCCCCCUUCCCUUGUAAUCUAUCUCUCCGGGACUGUGCCCUACAAAGUUAUAUAGAGGCUUCCGCUAUCCACCAUGUCCUCCGCCGCAGUCCCUUCUGCGAUCCGCACCAACAAGCCUCCCUCCAUUGCACUUCCCUCUGCGUUUUCCGGAGAAACUUCCCCUUCCAAUCUAUCCCGCGACUCAUCGCCUCACUCGUCCGAGUGUUCCUCGCCAGACGGUUCCAGAUCGACCAGUCGCCGCCGUCCGUCGGUUGGUUCGAUCAAAGAAGACGUUGACGGCAUUGCUCAGUCCUUCGUGGAUACGCAUAUCGACCAGCCUUCCCAAGAACAGCCGAAGCCGAACCCGGUUGAGAUGCAGCAAACUCCCGACUUUUGCUGCCCCUGUGGCGGCUUUCUCGGCUGGAAGCAGAUUAGACUAGGUGGAAAGAGUCUCAGUAGGAGCUACAGCGAUUUGCGGGCUCUCGGUAAUAUGCAUGCCCGCGGCUGGGCCUGGGAAACGUCUCCGCCGCCUGUCAAAAAUCCGCCACCUACUAAGACAUUGCAGGUGGAACAGCCGAAACCGGCCGCUGGCUUGUCUCGUCUUGAGACCCUUCCCUCCGAAGUGCUCGACCAAAUCAUAUCAUGCUUGGCGUUGGACGUACCGCCAAACGGCUACACGCCGCGCAAUGUGGACCUGAUCUCGUGCUUGCUGGCCUCCCGGACGUUGCACGCAGCUACCCUCGCGGUGUUGUACAGAAACAUGACCUUCCCGCACUCCGUCAUCUUUUCGAAGGCGCUCAACCACAUGUCUCAUUAUCCUGCGUUGGGCACGCUGGUUCGUCGCCUCGAUUUCUCCCAUUUCACCUCGGUGGGUUUGGGACGCACCAAGCAGAUGAACGCCGAAAUUCAGAACCUUACCUCCAAGACGCUGCUGAAAUGUCUGGACCUGUUGCCGAACCUGAAGGAGUGUUUGUUGCAGGAGCAUGUGGAAGGUGACCUCAGUGUGGAGGUGGUGCAGAAGCUGCUCUUCGGCCUUCCGAACCUCUUUGCCGUCGAUUUCUGUGGCUGUUCGACCCAGUCCUUCUCGGCAGUUUUUCAGGAAGCAUUGAUGACCGGGCCUGGUCUGCCAUCGGCGAUGCCAAACCUGAGAAGGGUGUCGCUGCACGAGUGCAGCAGUCUUCCGGCGUCGGUUUUUGAGACACUCCUGCCCCGCUUGGUUAAUCUGACUCACUUGGAUGUUACUCACACGCAGAUUAGUGAGGCGGCCCUGUUCGCGAUCCCGAAAACGGCGAGAAUCACCCACCUGAGCCUGUCUCGCUGUACUCGUCUGCAGGGAUCAAGGGUAGUGGAGUUCUUGGCUACGCAUCCGGCUGUGUGCGACUCGUUGGUUUCUUUGAACCUGAUGACGGACCCUACGCGGAAUCGACUUCUGGAAGAAGAUGACGUCCAUGCGCUCCUUCCAAAGCUACCCUCCACGCUUCGCUCCCUUAACAUUGGGGGUGCGAAGGUCACCUCGGCCCACGCGCAAGUGCUGAUCCCCUUGACCAAACAUUUGGAAGAACUCGGUCUCGGUUCGGCCGAACUCUCGGCUCAGGACAUUAACCUUUUCUUUAAGCCACCGCCGCGGGCGAACAUGGACGUGGAUGGAUCAGCGGAAGUGAAAGAAGAGGAUUGGGUUCCGCCGACGCUCUGCUAUCUGGACCUCACCAAAGCUCCUCAGUUGUCGCUGGGAACCGUCUUCAACCCUAGCUCGUGCUUGCUGCUUUCACAGCAAAGCUAUCCACUGCAGGUCAUCGAGUUCCAUGAGAAGCUUAUCGCUCCUUUACGCGAGAGAACCAAGAAUUCCCGGACUUCCCUCGGCUGGACCGUUCGUGAGCUCGGUCGACGGGGAUGGUACGUCCGUGACCCGGCCUCUAUGCCCCUUCAGAUGCCUGAUGACGGCUCUCGCUCCUGGAAAAUGGGUGCUAGGUGGUGGGGAGCAAGAAAGAUCCCCGUUGCCGUUGGGGAGGUCGGCGGUAUCUACGGCCACUACAUGUUCAAAAAAUGAGGACAUGUUGAGGACAGGAAACUAGGUUCAUUACUGUCCAAAUCUUCCAUUGGAUGAAUGAUUAUACCCUACUAUGUUACAAGUUUUGUUUGUUGGUGGCGCGCUUUGUUC
This is a messenger RNA of Aspergillus pseudotamarii, 2579 nucleotides long. RefSeq names its product Leucine Rich Repeat domain protein. NCBI's taxonomy places the organism in Eukaryota, Fungi, Ascomycota, Eurotiomycetes, Eurotiales, Aspergillaceae. The transcript is spliced from 3 exons. The coding region runs from base 516 to 2468 and encodes 650 amino acids. The record is from RefSeq and is a predicted model, not a curated record.